AUGAGCUCCUCUUCCUCGGACGCUUCAGCCCACUUUCCCCCACCUUCACUCCGCAACAUUCUCAAUGAAGUAACCUCGCUUCUCCACGAACGCAAUCAAACCAUCGCUAUUGCCGAGACCGCUGCUGGAGGUCUACUGUCUUCGUCUAUCCUGUCCACUCCCGGCGCCUCCAAGAUCUACAAGGGCGGCUUGACACUCUACACUUUACCCUCACGGAUCGCCUAUGCAGGAUGGAGUGACGAAAACAUCAAAGGCUACUCAGGACCUACACCAGAGAUUGUUGCUGGAUUGGCCAAGCAUGUCAGAGGAGAGCUGAAAGCUGAUUAUGUGAUUGCCGAGUCGGGUAUUGCUGGACCUACUGGUGGAGACACGAGGAAUAGGACACCGGGGUAUGUUGCGCUUGCCGUGGAUUGCGAGAAGGGUACGUUCACUAGGGAGGGUUGA
Molecule: messenger RNA, 444 nt
Organism: Aureobasidium vineae
Lineage: Eukaryota; Fungi; Ascomycota; Dothideomycetes; Dothideales; Saccotheciaceae
Source: the annotation of a GenBank genome assembly